UGAGGUUGCAGUGGAGUGUGCUACGGGGAAAAUAAGAUGAGAGAACCUCAACCUUCGUCCAAGUUAGAUGUCACCCCUGUCGACGACGAGCCCGAAGUGUCUCGAACUAACGCCGGCGGUGGUAGUGGUGGACUGAGGAAGAAAGGAGCUGUAGGGUUUCGAACUUGGCUCCUCCUAGAUGCUACUGGGCAAGCCCAAGUCGUGGAAGCUGGGAAGCACUCUAUCAAGCGCCGGACGGGCCUCCCAGCCCGAGACCUCCGCAUCCUGGAUCCUCUCCUCUCUUAUCCAUCCACCGUUCUUGGUCGAGAGAAAGCCAUCGUCAUCAACCUGGAGCACAUUAAGGCCAUCAUCACUGCCCAGGAAGUUCUGCUCCUCAAUUCCAGAGAUCCCUCUGUCACGCCCUUCGUCGAUGAGCUCCAGCGCCGUCUCUUACGGCUCCACCACGCCAUAUCCACACAGGAAGGUAGGGUCAGCGGUGACGAUGCAGACUGGCCCAAAUUGUAUGAUUCGGAGGAGCCGCGCUUGAGCAGUGUGAGCCCUCCAAAUUGUUCUGGGAGCUUUCAGCAACUUCAGGAGUCAGAUGAGGGUGCUAAGGCGGACGAUAAACAAAGCUUCGAGAACAGGGACGGGCCGAGGGUUCUCCCCUUUGAGUUUGUCGCAUUGGAAGCUUGUCUAGAGGCUGCUUGCAGUUGCUUGGAUAAUGAAGCAAGGACAUUGGAGCUAGAAGCGCACCCAGCCUUAGAUAAGCUAACUUCAAAAAUUAGUACUCUCAAUUUGGAACGUGUCCGCCAAAUUAAAAGCCGCUUAGUUGCAAUAACUGGACGUGUUCAAAAGGUUAGUGAUCUUAAGUCUCACCAUGUAGAUUAUUAUUACAUGCUUGGUCGUGAUUCUUCUUCCUCCCCCCAGGUGGCGAUGUGAAGACUAACAUCAAUAUUUCUUUUCCC
Messenger RNA from Telopea speciosissima, 944 nucleotides. Its product is annotated as magnesium transporter MRS2-3-like. Gene Ontology annotation, biological process: magnesium ion transport. The record is from RefSeq and is a predicted model, not a curated record. The transcript has 3 exons. Bases 37 to 918 code for a protein of 293 amino acids. NCBI's taxonomy places the organism in Eukaryota, Viridiplantae, Streptophyta, Magnoliopsida, Proteales, Proteaceae. Gene Ontology annotation, molecular function: magnesium ion transmembrane transporter activity.